This is a messenger RNA of Frieseomelitta varia, 2770 nucleotides long. Its product is annotated as 1-acyl-sn-glycerol-3-phosphate acyltransferase gamma-like. The record is from RefSeq and is a predicted model, not a curated record. NCBI's taxonomy places the organism in Eukaryota, Metazoa, Arthropoda, Insecta, Hymenoptera, Apidae. Gene Ontology annotation, molecular function: 1-acylglycerol-3-phosphate O-acyltransferase activity. The coding region runs from base 358 to 1515 and encodes 385 amino acids. The transcript has 7 exons. Gene Ontology annotation, cellular component: endomembrane system.
AUGGGCACCAACUCACGUAAGAGAAACCUGUAGUAAAAUAUGGAAUAUACCUUUAUAUAAUUCGUGUUAUCGAACAAUUGUAUCAUUUGAUCAUCGAUAACGAUACUAAUUUGUCAAUGAUUGAGAGUUAUUAUUUCAAUAUUUGAGAGUUAUUAUUUCAACUAUUGUUCUUUUAAUUUUUCUCAUCACAUUUAAAUAUCACGUGAAUAUAAAUUAGUGUCUUCCAGCACUUCGCAAGUAACGGUUGAUUAUGUCGAGACUUUAGAGAUUUAAGUUGGGUAUCAAAAUUAAAAAUCUCCAAGAGAUAUAUAUGUAUAUUUUAUUUUUUCCAAACACAUAUGAGAAAAAUUGUGAAAGAUGGGAUUGCUAUCAUUGUUGAAGCAAUCUAAUGUGAUUUAUAUAAUAUUUGGUAUAACUUUUCUUACAUCAGGGUUGAUUAUCAAUUUCUUCCAAUGUUUUUUGUACUUUGGUCUUCGACCUUUUUCCAGAUAUCUUUAUCGCAAGAUUAAUUACUACCUUUGUUAUUCUUUAUAUAGUCAGUUUGUAUUUGUAGCAGAAUGGUGGGCUGGAUUAGAACUUGUACUUUAUAUGAACAAAGAUGAUUUAGAGAAAUUUAAAAAAGAUCAUAAAUAUGUAAUAAUGAAUCACAGGUAUGAAAUAGAUUGGAUAUGUGGAUGGAUCCUAUGUGAGCGUACUGGAGUACUUGGUAAUUGCAAAGCAUAUGUGAAAAAAUCACUGCAGUAUGUUCCAACAUUUGGUUGGGCAUGGAGAUUUGCUGAAUUUAUAUUUAUGGAAAGAAAUUGGGAGAAGGAUAAAAAAAUAAUUACUUCUCUAAUUAACGAACUUGUAAAUUAUCCAGAUAGUAUAACGCUACUUCUGUGUGCUGAAGGGACACGAGUUACAGCACAAAAACUAGAAGCCAGUCAAAAGUUUGCCCAAAAAGCGGGUCUUCCAAUAUUAAAUUAUCAUUUAACACCGCGAACAAAGGGUUUCAUAGCAAGUUUACCGCAUAUGCGAGGCAAAAUUACUGAUAUUUAUGACAUACAACUACAGUUUAAAUCAGAUGAUCCUAUAAAACCAACGUUAACAAACUUACUACAGGGAAAACAGGUCACAGCAUACCUAAGUAUUUCCAGGAUACCAUUAGACGAAGUGCCAGAAGAUGAGAAAGGUGCUGAAGAAUGGUUACAUAAACUUUAUGAGAAAAAAGAUCGUAUGGCAAAAAGUUUUGAGGAAACAGGUGACUUCUUUGCAAUUAGUGAGGUACCCAAAUUAGAAAGGUCUAUAAUAAAAAAACGAUAUUAUUCACUUGUUAAUAUAAUUUGCUGGACAGUAGUAGUGCUAACACCAAUGCUUUAUUAUUUGAUCAAUCUUCUCUUAUCUGGAUCGAUAAUUUAUUUCUUAAUAGGAGCAAGCAGUAUCCUCUUAAUUUAUCUGCUUAUGCAAAGAAUGAUUGGAAUGUCAAAAAUAAGCAAAAGUUCAUCAUAUGGGACUAAUGAUAAGAAACUUCAAUAAAACGAGGAAGUUAUAAAGGGAAUACAAGUAAGAAGUUAAACGAGCGUUUGUAAAUUAUCAUUUUCGCGUAACGUAUUUCCCGAGACUACGUGUACAAAUCUGUAUGAAGCAUUCAGAGAAGAUUACGAUAAUAUAUGAACUCUAUUAUCGUUUUACUUGUGUUAAAUGGUUGUAAUGAGUAUCAACGUCACAGGUAUACAAUAUCUUGGAAAAAUAUCUUUUUUGUUCAAAAAUGUUUGAGUAUUUUAAAAAAUUAAAAGAUAUAUAUUUAGUAUUGUAGGAAUUUAAUUUUUUUAUUAAAAGUUUAAUAGAAAAUUUUGAACUUGAUCAAUUUAAGACACUUUUAAAUUUUUAGGAUGUAAAAAUAAUUAUUCUAAAAGAAUAUAAAUCUUUAAGAACAUUUCAUAAAAGAUUAAAUUUUGCUACAUUAAAUGCUACUUUAAAGCUAUUUAUUUAGUUUUUACUUUAGUACUUUAAUAUAUAAUUGUUCAACUAUGCACAAAAUAUUAAUUCAAGACUAUAUACAAAUAAAAAUAUAUAAAUAUUAAUUAUUGAAGAAAAGAGAAUUUUUUGAAAGUACACAUUUUACAUUAAGAAUUUUAUUUAAACGGUUUCGAAAAGAAAUGUAUAUUGAUUAUAAGUAGACAGUGGAUAUUCAUGCAGAUGUAUACAUGUUAAGAUCCGUUAAAUUGAAAAAAGUGAAAAACAUAUACAAAAAUUUAUAAAGUGUAUACAUAAUAUACAAAAAGAUAUGCAACUAAUCCACGUGGAGAACAUCUAAAGAAUUUUUUUUCUUGUUUCUAUUAACAAAAUAAAUUUUUGUUUGUAUAUUAUGUCCGUAUUUAUUUUUUAUAAAAAUAUACAUUUGCAUAAAUAUCUGAAGUUGGGUAUGGUGUUACAGUUAAAAUCCAAAUUACUACUACGAUCUUACAUUUAAUGCUAGUUCUAAAAUGUCUUUUUUCAAUACUAGUUUUGAUUAAUUAUUUCGUACGUUAUUAAUCAAAAUUGAUAUUGAAACAAGCGUUAAUGUUAAUAUAAGCGUUGAUUUAAAGUUUUGAAAAUAUUAUUUAAAUAAAAAUAGUACAUGCUUAGUUUUGCAAAAGUCAAGUUUUAAUGGUAUUUUAAUGACGCUUCGUUAAUAUUGAUUUAAAUCAAAAUGAAUAUUAACCAAAAAGUUUUUUAAGUAAUUCCUACAUUGUUAAAAGAAACAUUGAUAUAAUGACGAAUAUUUGAGAAAACUAGUUUUGAUUAAAUA